UAUGGAGGGAGUACAUAUCAUUAAUGAACUUUUUGUUUCCAUUUUCAAGCUAUUGCCAUUGCUAGUUGUUUUAUGAAUGAGGGCCCUACACUCAUUGUUUGUCCAGCUAUUUUAAGAUACUCAUGGGCAGAAGAAUUGGAGCAUUGGAUUUCAUGUUUGCCUUCUGAUAUCCAUCUUGUGUGCAAUCAGCCUAUCAAUUGGUGGAGUACAAGAUUGAAAUGAACCAUAUAUGUUAUAACCUGGCAGACCAAAAGCACUGCCCAUCUUUGUGGCCUCAAUAGUACUUCAAUGUUGAACUGGCUUGAUCCCUGUUGCAUUAAUGUUGUUGUCAUUUGUGAUCCUGCCAUUUCCUUAUUUUCAAGAGAACCUGAUUCGCGAUGAUAGCAAACUUGUUCUUUUGGCAUUCUUGAGCGAUUCAUUGGAAUUUGUUGCAGACUUUGUAGAAGGACCUUGUGGGCAGUGGAACAACUUCGAGAGAGAACAAUCUAAAAGAGAUUGCGGGUGGAGUCAUCUCGCAAAGUCAGGCAGGCACAUUUUCAAGGGAUGUAGAGUUCCAAAGUUUGCAUAGUCACAUACCCUCAUUAUGACAUAUUAGUACAACACCUGAUGGACAUAAAAUAUUAUGAUUAAU
Messenger RNA from Cuscuta campestris, 631 nucleotides. Lineage: Eukaryota; Viridiplantae; Streptophyta; Magnoliopsida; Solanales; Convolvulaceae. The record is from the annotation of a GenBank genome assembly.